Molecule: messenger RNA, 4006 nt
Organism: Dermatophagoides farinae (American house dust mite)
Lineage: Eukaryota; Metazoa; Arthropoda; Arachnida; Sarcoptiformes; Pyroglyphidae
Gene: Utx
Product: Utx histone demethylase
Biological process (GO): regulation of gene expression
Cellular component (GO): MLL3/4 complex
Molecular function (GO): histone H3K27me2/H3K27me3 demethylase activity; chromatin DNA binding; protein binding
Source: RefSeq, a predicted model, not a curated record
AAUCAUUUUUUUUACAUUUGUAUUCGAAUAAUUGAUUGAUUGAAUCAAAAACGAAAAAAAAAAUGUUGACAACAAUGGUUGAAGAUGUAACGAAAUCUUUACCACCAUCAACACAUCAUCAUCAUCAUCAUCAUUUUCAUCAAAAUCAUCAACAUCAUAAUCCAACAUUACAAUCAUCAUCAAUUUCAACAGCUACGAUUUCAUUUCAACAACCGCAACAACAACAACAACAGCAACAACAAUUAAAUAAUAUUUCAUCGAUAAAUGGUUCGAAUGUUGUUGAUAGUAACGAUGCCGGAAUGGCCAAUAUCAGUAAUAAUAAUAAUAAUGGUCAGAAUCAGAAUUCUGCACCACCGCCACCACAAACAUCAUCAUCAUCAUCAUCGUCGCCUUCAUUUCAAAUGUUACAAUUAACAACUGAAGAAUGGAAUGAAUUAAACACUAUUGAUAGUCAAUUGUUUGGUGUUUUUAAACCAGAAGAUUUAAGUUGUCAAAAAUUAAAAUCACUUUUAUUGAAAGCAAUCAAAUGUUAUGAUUUGGCAUUAUUAAAUCGUAAUCUAAAUGGUUCACAAACAAAUUCUGGUGGUAAUGGUGGUGCUAACCGUUUGAAAUCAAAUGCAAUUAAUCCAAAUGUGUUCUGUCGUCUUGGACAUUAUAAUUUUUUACUUGGUAAUCGUGUUAAAGCUUUAUCAGCGUACCAACGAUAUUUAAUAGCCGAUAAAAAUCAUUGGAAAAAUUCCGCAGCAAUAUUCGGCCUUGGCCUUACUUAUUUCCAUUAUAAUGCAUUCAAUUGGACAAUCAAAGCAUUCAAACAAUUGAUCUAUACGGAUCGACAAUUUUCACGUACGAACGAAGCACAUGUACGAUUGGCCAUCAUCUAUAAAUUUCUUCACCAUUAUAGUCUUGCUCAUAAACAUUUUCGUAUUGCUUUGAAUGAUACGAAUUUUUGUACAUUAGGAAAGAAUGAAUUAAAAUUCCACAUAGCUCAUCUCUAUGAAUUAGAAGGAAAAAUUAAAACUGCCCGUGAUCAAUAUUUAACGAUAUUGAAACAGAAAGACAUAUCACCUUCAUUACGUGCCGAUUGUUUACGACAAUUAGGCUGGAUUUGUUAUUCGAAUGAUUCAUUACCAUUAAUUAUUGAAAAUAAUUUACAGCAACCAAAACAACAAUCAUCACAGCAACAAACACGUUAUUAUCAGGCAAUUAAAUAUCUAAAUGAAUCAAUUGAAUUAGAUAAUGAUCCAUAUACUGCUUAUUAUUAUCUGGGUCGAUGUUAUGCCUGUCUAAAUCAAGUACAUGAUGCAUUCAUUUCAUAUCGACAUUCAGUAGAGAAAACUGAAGCCAAUUCAAAUACAUGGUGUUCGAUUGGUAUACUUUAUCAAAAACAGAAUCAACCAUUCGAUGCAUUACAGGCAUAUAUUUGUUCAGUACAAUUAAAUAAAGAGAAUAUAACAGCAUGGAUUAAUCUUGGCUUGUUAUAUGAAACUUAUCAACAAUAUAAUGAUGCAUUCAAAUGUUAUAUACAUGCUACAAAAUCGACAAAAGAAAAAUCAUCAUUACCAAUUGGUGUUAUUGAACGUGUCAAGUAUUUAAAAUCAUCACAAAAUAAUAUUAUGUCUAUUAGCACUCAGAAAUUACCUUCAUUAGAAUUAGCUUGGAAUAAUUCUGUCGAUAACGAUAUGGCCUCAAAACGCCAUCAAUCGUUUGCUGCUGCUGCUGCUGCUUCAUCACAAUCAUCCACAAUGGAUCCAAAUGAUCCAUUAAUGAACAAUCAUAACACUGCCAAACGACCUAAAUUAGAAAAUCAUCACCAUACACAUGUUCAUCAUCCACAUCAUCACCCAAGUGUUGUCCCAUAUAAUCAUCCUCAACAACAAGUUUCCUAUGAUAAUAUGAAAAAUUCUUUUCAAUCAACAACAUCAAUGUCAUCAUCAAUUGCUCAACCUAAUAAUACAACAAAACAACAACAAUCGCCUACAUUCUUUCAGAAUAAAUCGAAACGUUCAUAUUCGGUUGAUAGUGAUGUAAUGUCCAAUCAGACAAUUUCAUCCGAUGAUUCGGGUAUCGAUUCAAAAGAUGUUUAUUGUCACCAUUCUAGUCAACAACAACAACAACAACCAAAUAAAGAUAAAGAAGACGCCAUCAUUUCAUUAUUAUCCUCAUCAACAGCAUCGGAUUCUAGUCAAGAUCCGUCCAUUAGACAGCCAAAACUAUCUAUCGAAAUGAAUGCACAGCAGAUAAUUGAUGAAUGUAAAAAAUUUCCAUCAAAAACAACCAGAAUCAUAAGCAGUAUUACUUCGGAUGAUGGCUAUCCACCUUUUCCGCCUGAUCCCCCCUAUCCACCCUUACCUCGAGAAAAACUAAAUCCACCAACGCCCAGUAUCUAUGUUGAAAGUAAAAAAGAGGCCUUUUCGCCAGAACUUCAACAAUUUUGUCUUUCGAAUCAUAUUGCUGUUAUACGUGGCCUAUCAUCGGUGCUCAAACUGGAUUUAGGCCUUUUUUCAACGAAAACAUUGGUCGAAUCGAAUUCCGAUCAUUAUAUCGAAGUACGACGUCAAUAUAUGCAACCAUCAGAUGAGAAUUGGGAUCCUGAACAUCGAGAUAUGGUUUGGUAUUGUGAAAGUCAACGAUCACAUACAACCAUUGCUCGUUACGGUCAUUAUCAAGCUCUUUCAUUCAGUGAAUCAUUAAAAGAAGAUAAGGAGAAAAAUUCAACGACAAUAUUUAGAGAUUCAGAUUCAGAUUCGAAUUCAACAUUUUCCAAGAAUACGAAAAAACAUAAAAAAUAUAGCAUGUUCAAACCGGUUAAAUUUGGUACGAAUGUCGAUCUUUCUGAUCCGAAAAAAUGGAAAAUUCAACUUCAAGAACUAGCUAAACUACCUCCAUUUGCUCGUGUAUCAUCAGCGGCAAAUAUGUUGACACAUGUUGGUCAUACCAUUCUUGGUAUGAAUUCGGUUCAGCUUUAUAUGAAAGUUCCUGGUUGUCGUACGCCUGGUCAUCAGGAGAAUAAUAAUUUUUGCUCCGUAAAUAUCAAUAUCGGUCCAGGAGAUUGUGAGUGGUUUGGUGUAGCACCUGAAUAUUGGGGUGUUAUCCAUCAUAUUUGUGAACGGAAUAAUAUCAAUUACUUACAUGGUUCAUGGUGGCCAUUAUUGGAUGAUCUUUAUGCUGAACAUGUACCAGUUUAUAGGUUUGUACAGAAACCGGGUGAUAUUGUUUGGGUUGGUGCGGGCACUGUACAUUGGGUACAAGCUAUCGGAUGGUGUAAUAAUAUCGCAUGGAAUGUCGGUCCAUUUACUUCAUUGCAAUAUGAUCUGGCCAUAAAACGUUAUGAAUGGAAUAAACAUGAGAAUUAUAAAUCAAUUGUGCCAAUGAUAAAUUUAUCCUGGAACAUUGCUCGUAAUGUUAAGAUAUCUGAUAAAUCUGUGUUCACUAUGAUGAAGUCAACUUUGAUGCGAUCAUUAAAAUAUUCAAUAAUGUUAACGAAUCUAAUUGAUGAUGUUGGCCAUGAGAUUAUUUUACGGCAACGAGAUUCACAAGAACCGGCACAUUAUUGUGUUGUUUGUGACAUUGAAGUAUUUAACAUUUUAUUCGUCAAAGAAGUUGAUCGAAAACAUGUUGUCCAUUGUUUUUAUUGUGCACAAAAAAUGAAUCCUGAAUUGAAUGAUUUUGUUAUACUUGAAGAAUAUAAAUUGGAUGAAUUGACAAAAGUUUAUGAUAAUUUUCAAUUGAUUACAACACCAGCUGCCUCUACAAAUUUGAAUACGACAAAUAGUAGUAAUAAUAAUCAUGCAACAACAACAACAACAACGACGACGACAACAACAACAAUGUCUAUUAAUAAUACGAAUAACAGUAAUACGACGACAAUGACACCCAUUACCGUUGGUGGUGGUGGUGGUGGUGGUGGAACAUCUUCCUGAUAUUAAAUAGUAAAAUUUUAUUGCUCACCUUUUUCAGUUUUUAUCGCCUUUUUUUUAUCAUCACAGCCAUCUCAGUUUUUAAUGAA